Molecule: messenger RNA, 369 nt
Organism: Protopolystoma xenopodis
Lineage: Eukaryota; Metazoa; Platyhelminthes; Monogenea; Polystomatidea; Polystomatidae
Source: the annotation of a GenBank genome assembly
AUGAUGAACUUUCGGUAUGCCUUGCAUCUUUUUCUUGCCAAGGGUGGCGAGGGACUAGCCGUUGGUUCACCUCUUUCGCGUGGCUUUAAGAGCCACAUCGCUUCUGGUCGGCUUCAUUCUGAUACGCUAUUGACGCCACAACGUUCUGCGAACAAUGAGGGCUCUUCGCUCUUUACGCCACAGACAGAUUCAGCGACGAUGACUACGCCCGCGCCACAUGUCACGUCGACUGCCACAUCUGACUCUAGCGAGCCCGGGCAUCAGAAGGCGGAUGAGAUGCUGGAAGAUCCGACUCAAUUGGCAAAUGAGCUGUUGAGGGGCCGCGUGCACGCCUCAUUUUGGCAGAGCUAUUCAAAGCGAAUUGAGUAG